Penicillium lagena is the source of this 564-nucleotide messenger RNA. RefSeq names its product Rer1 family protein. Gene Ontology annotation, biological process: protein retention in ER lumen; retrograde vesicle-mediated transport, Golgi to endoplasmic reticulum. The transcript is spliced from 4 exons. The coding region runs from base 1 to 564 and encodes 187 amino acids. Gene Ontology annotation, cellular component: Golgi membrane. NCBI's taxonomy places the organism in Eukaryota, Fungi, Ascomycota, Eurotiomycetes, Eurotiales, Aspergillaceae. The record is from RefSeq and is a predicted model, not a curated record.
AUGGACGUCCCUGAGCCCGAGCAGACCCCUUUCACUGCUCUGACGCAGCACACCUCGCGCCUGCACCGGACAUACCAAUCCUACCUCGAUGCCACGACUCCCUACGCGGUCUAUCGCUGGGUCGGCUCCGGCGUGCUUCUCCUCUUUUUCUUCCUGCGGAUCGUUCUCGCACAGGGGUGGUACAUUGUCGCCUACACGCUAGGCAUCUACCUCCUAAACCUCUUCCUGGCCUUCCUAACCCCCAAAUUUGACCCUUCGCUCACCCACGACGAGGGCCUGGAGGACGGCGACGUCGCCAGCUUACCCACAAAGCAGGACGACGAGUUCCGGCCCUUUGUGCGCCGUCUCCCCGAGUUCAAGUUCUGGCACUCGGCCACCCGCGCCAUCGCCAUCGGCUUCGUGUGCACUUGGUUUACCGUCUUUAAUAUCCCCGUCUUCUGGCCCGUUUUGGUCGUUUACUGGAUUAUUCUGUUCGUCUUGACGAUGCGGAGACAAAUCCAGCAUAUGAUCAAGUACCGCUACGUGCCUUUCUCCUUUGGCAAGACCCGCUACGGCCGGUCAUGA